ACAAUGCUACAUUUAGUGAUUUGAAUUAUACUCUAGCUUUCGGUCAUCUGUGGUCUAAAACUAGCAAUAUUAUAUAACUACCUCUGCCGAAGAAGCACACCAUACGCAGCGUUGGAAAUAAACCUAAUUGAUGAGUGAUGUGUGAAGCACGGAAUCGAGCUACGUGACGUUAAAUUUUUAUCUUUUUUUGAGAGGUUGACGGAGUCUGAAAGCUCCCGCAAAUCGAAUAAUUUCCCGACAAUAUGGCAACACUGCGUCCUUCGUCGGAUUCGGAGCGGUCCUUCAUCUGACUGGCAUACUGAAUUUUCCGACCUUAAAGGUCGUGAAAAUGAAGUUCGUCUUGAUAUUGUUGGUGUCCCUUUCAGGGACCUACUGCUAUAUACCAUAUGGAAAGGACUCUUACUUGUUCAAACCUGUUCCUACGCAACAUCUUGAACCGCAUCCACAACAAGCCAGCCAAUGAGAACGGAGGGGAUGUGUCCUAUUUGGACCUUACUGACGGGUCCGCGUUGGAUGCCAGAUCGUUGGGGGUGGAGGGGAUAUGGAAGAGGAACCCCCCUACGAUUACGAUUCCAAUGGAGAGUUGAACCUGUUGCCUAGCAUCAGAGACCAGGAGUACUUGCAGCAUAGCUCGCUGUGGGGGAAUCAGUAUGUUUCUGGUGGAGCUGGGGAGGGAAACCAGUUGUUGAGACCAGACGGCAUGAGAAACAAGCAGGAAGUCAAGACAGAUUCCACACUACCUGCAUAUUGUAACCCACCAAACCCCUGCCCAGUAGGCUAUAAUGAGGAUCAUGGCUGCAUCGUAGACUUCGAAAAUUCAGCUUCCUUCAGCAGGAGGUACCAGGCUUCCCAGGAUUGCAUGUGUGACAACGAGCACAUGUUUGAGUGUCCCAAUGCAGUUAAUAUGGAGGAUCCGAUCGAUUUGGAGGAACUCAAUUUCAACAGAUUCUUGGAACAGUCUCUCAAGCUGUUUUAUUAA
Molecule: messenger RNA, 979 nt
Organism: Acanthoscelides obtectus
Lineage: Eukaryota; Metazoa; Arthropoda; Insecta; Coleoptera; Chrysomelidae
Source: the annotation of a GenBank genome assembly